Messenger RNA from Daucus carota subsp. sativus, 1070 nucleotides. RefSeq lists its product as uncharacterized. The record is from RefSeq and is a predicted model, not a curated record. Bases 76 to 645 code for a protein of 189 amino acids. Lineage: Eukaryota; Viridiplantae; Streptophyta; Magnoliopsida; Apiales; Apiaceae. The transcript is spliced from 4 exons.
AUUUCUCUCCCCCUGCUCAUACAGUUCCUCGUUCUCUCCGCCUCUUUUCGAUAAUCUUAUCUUAAUCUCUUCUCCAUGGAAGCCUUGAAUACUUUUGCCGAUGCUCGUGCCCCAGUCGCACCCCCUGCUUCGGGUGUUGUUGCUGAUGAUCCCAAUCAGAGGCAGCGCUUUUUCGUAGAACUGGCUCCGGACGAAACUACUAUAGUUUCGUGGAAAGCGCUGGUCCAAGAGGCCAACAAUGGUGUGGUAGCUGAUGAUUCCUCCAAUGAGAAAGAGGAAUUGGGAGAUAAUAUAAAAGUAGAGAAAUCAAGAAUCAAAGAAGGUGGUUCCAUUGUCAAGCGAGAUAUAGUGCAACACAAAAGUGAUAAAGAGAAAUCCUCUAUAUCAUUAGAAGUCCUGAACAAAACAAUGAGGAAAGUAAUAAUGGCUUUCGUUACAAGUGGCGCACUUCAGAAACUUCAUGAUUUGAAGUCUGUGCAGCAUGAUUUACCAUCCAGAAGUUCAAUGAACAAGACGUUUUCACCCACAGUAAGCAGCCAAACAAUAAAAGAGGAUAUAAUUUGCCUGAUCUUAAUCUGGUGUUGCUGGAUACCUCCACAGAAUCUUCAUCCUCUGCCGAUUCAUCAGCUACCACGUCACUGUUAGCGUUUUGGACCAGCGUUUUCCACGAAACUAUAGUUGCUUUGGCUAGAGCCAGUUCUAUGAAAAAUCGCCGCCUUUGAUUGGGAUCAGCAGCAACAACACCCGAAGCAGGGGGUGCGACGGGGGCACGAGCAUCGGCAAAAGUAUUCAAGGCUUCCAUGGAGAAAGCAAUUGAGAUAUGAUUAUCGAAUAAACUGGUUAAUUGAAAAUGUGAGAUUGGGGGAAAAUAUGGAGUGACGGAGGUGGUGUAUGAGGAGAGAAAUGUAAUUGAAUGUGACAGCGGGACGAGAGCAUGUGUGUGUAUAUGUAUAGAUAGUGGAUAGAAAGAUAGAUGUAUGAGAAAUGAGCAAUGAUAGUUCGUAUUAAUUUCUAAAACCAACUUUUGGUGUUUUUAAGCAUUUUAUUUAAUGUUAGUUUUUAUCUGAAUA